CCAACAUAUAAAAAGUUACGGAUAUGAAAUUAAUAGAAUAAAAAACGUAAGGAAAGAGGUUAAAUAUGAGCAACAGGUCCUAAAAGAAAUCAGGAAACGAGUAAACAGUUUUGAGAGCUCGGAUAGAAAAACUCGAGGAUCUGAAUGACUGAUGGACAUAAAUACUUGUGUGGACUAAUGUGACGAUAUAACUGAAGGAUCUCUGGAACCGUACAGCUUUAGUAGUAACUAUCAUGGGUGAAAGUUGAGCGUCUAGAGGGAGUCUGCUUGUUUGUGUACACGUACCCAAUAUCUGUGAAUUGUCUUUACUCAUGUUUUCUUAUGUGGUACCAUAGAGUCCAAUGGCGGAGUUGAAACCUGUCUCAGACACUCAUUCAAUACUGGAAUCUAUGCUUCAGAAAUUACGACUGAAUGCUCAUACCAACAGUAGCUCAGUCACUGAUAUGCAAACAUGCAGUCCAUCUGGAGAAUGUAAUGCUGGACCAUUGGAAGAUUCAUCUAAAACAACAGUUUAUCAGUUUGGGUUUGGUUCCAAUGUUAAAGAGCCAGAUGGAAGCACCUCAGUCUCCAAUAAGUGGGAGAAUCCUUGGACUCAACAAUCCUCUCAUUGUGAGGAUGCAUUGACUCCUGUUGCUAAACAACCGGUCAGAAGGAUCAGUAAAAACAACUCGGGAUUCUCUGGUAAACCUAAACGUCCACCGUUGAUUUGGGGGGAAUCAGACGAUCAGAUGCCUGGGCCGGAGAAGAAGCAAACGUUUUCCAACUCAAAAUUGCCAUCGUUAUACAAUACAGAAUCCUUCCAAAACCCUCCUGAUCUUUUAGCUCCAACGCUAACAACAUCAUCUACACUGUUGGGAAAACCAGAGGUCAGAGGUCAAAGUGGCACAUGGAGUUGGGGUGCUGCAAUUGAGAGAAACGAAAGCCCCAGAUUUCAUGAGCAAUCAGUAAAAACAACAAAGACAAGUAGGAGGAAGUGGGGGGACGCUAAAAGGUGGGCUCAGAAUGUGAAAGAGAGAUGGAGAGAGAGACACAGAACCACACAGACCAGACAAAGACAUGAUGGAGAAAGACAAGCACAGAAUGAAGUACAAAGUUAUCGCUCUUCGUUAUUGGUGCCCAUCAAUGUGAAUGAAGCUCCUACAUCACCCACUGAGACCACCGAUAUCCAUCAUGAAGAGAUCAGCACAGCGCUGGAUGAAGAUGGCCCUGGUUCACUCAGCUACAUGAGUGAAAGUCUGUUCUCAUUUGGCACUACUUCUAAUUUAAUGGAGGAGAUCUUCAGCGGGACGGAGUGGGCUCAGUUUCUCUCAGUUAACAGCUCCAAAAUGCACCAGUCUAAAGAGUUACCAAAUACUAAUAACCGAUCAAGUGAAGAAGAACUGCAAAGUAAAUGGACUCACGAAGGCACACCAGAUUACCAAUUAGAUUCGACUCAGCUUUCACUUUCAGAGAGCUUUGCACAAGACAUGGCCUCCGAUAAACAAACCGAGACGUCUCAAAUGAGUGUUACUUAUCUCCCCACAAAUCCUUCACAAACAGACCCGUUUACAAACCAGUCACAAAACACCAAUCUGAACCCCAACGAAUCUCACAAUGGUGAGCAAUCAUAUGGACAGUCACAUUUUUCCCAGCUUGAUCCAAAUGAAUCAAAAGCAACAUAUAGUCAAGUGUCCGACCCCAGCCAUAACCUGCCACAAGGUGGGACGGAGGAUUUUAUACCCCUCAUUGACCUUUCAUACGCUAAGUCAAUAAAAAGAUCAUCUGUAACAUCCCGUGGAUCUCUGAGCCGGAAAAGAGAGCACUGGACAAAGAGCAGGGAUUCGUUUGAACACACAACACAAGAGAUGGAGGAGGAGGAGAACGGUGGCUCUUUCACAGCCGCACAGCUGUCUUCAAACUCCCUCCGCAGCCCUUCACCAGCGUCUUCACUCGACUCAAUGAACUCAAUCUCUCAAGACUCAGAGACCUCUGAAACUUUGGAGACUGCAAACAAAAAGAGGAGGAUGGAAGACACUCGACGCGUUCGGUUCUCUGAGGAGGUUAUCAUCUUACCGCCCACCUACUGGCCAGAGUCCGAUGAUGAUGAUGAAGAUGAUGAUGAAGAAGACGAAGAAGAAGAAAAUGAUGAUAAUGAUUUGCAGGAAGAACCUUCUCCCCGUCAUUCUUUCCCUAAGUGGAUUGUGUCUCUAAAACCCAAAAGUGGAAAGUACAAAUUUUAAAUCUCUUCUCAUCCGACUCCACCUCUGAAAUUCUGCAGCUCACAUAAACUGAAGACUGUAUUUCCUGAGGCAAGAGCGACACGGCACACAUAAUCGACAAUUAUCAUUAUUACAUUCUGAAAAGAAAUCUUUUUAAUGAGACUGUGAUUUGCCAGCAUCAAUUUGACAUGUCAUUACAUUAAGUUAAUUUUUUAAAUAAAAAUGAAGGAAAAUUUAAUAACAAAUAACAAUAGAAAUAUUUAACUAAGAUGUUGUGCAGUUUAUUUUCUAAGGUAACAAAACGUACAAUCUCAGUCAAAGUAAAUAAAGUCAACAGUAUGAAAAUCAAGACUAUUUAGACAAUGAAUUCACAUUAAACACACAAAAUAUCCAUCUAUACUUUUAGCUUCUGAAAGGAAUCGUGUAUAUACUCACACACUCUCUUUCUUUAUUUUACAUGCUCAACAAUUAUGUAUUACUUAAUGAAUUAAUUACUGUUCUUUGUAAAUUGAAUGUACGGUAGCUUAAUUACUGUUUGUAUAUAUUCACUGUCAGUCAAAGCUUUGACUUAAACUCUUAAUUGUUAUCUAAGAAAGCUUUAAAUUAAAAUUUUAGCAUACAAAUAUUCAUUAAAAUGUGAUCAUUUGUGAAUUUCUUGAGAAAAUGAGAUGUAUAGACCACAUGGAAAGCAGUGCCCAGCAUAUAUGGAAACGAUAUGAGAUAAUACGAUAUUUAAUAUUUUUGUUUACUAUGUAACUAUUGUACUUACAUUUGUGUUAUUUCAAAGUUGUGUUAAUUCAAAGAUAAUAAUAAUGAUGACCAGGUGUGUACAGACUUUUGACUGUAGAUGUGUGUCUUCUCAGGGUUUGUGGUUGACUGAAAAAAGCCUUUAUUUAAAUUAGUUUUAUCAAACCAAGCCCUAAAUGUUCACAGACUAUGAUUUGUAUACUGUUACUUGACUGUUACUGUAUACUGUUGCAUAAAAUCACAAAUCCAGAAGUAGGAAUAUUAAAGUCUCAUUGGUUUGAAGGGC
This is a messenger RNA of Carassius gibelio (silver crucian carp), 3231 nucleotides long. RefSeq lists its product as uncharacterized. The record is from RefSeq and is a predicted model, not a curated record. Lineage: Eukaryota; Metazoa; Chordata; Actinopteri; Cypriniformes; Cyprinidae. The transcript has 6 exons. The coding region runs from base 342 to 2219 and encodes 625 amino acids.